Molecule: messenger RNA, 5410 nt
Organism: Gambusia affinis (western mosquitofish)
Lineage: Eukaryota; Metazoa; Chordata; Actinopteri; Cyprinodontiformes; Poeciliidae
Gene: pde6c
Product: phosphodiesterase 6C, cGMP-specific, cone, alpha prime
Exons: 22
Coding region: 183-2795 (870 amino acids)
Biological process (GO): visual perception; signal transduction
Molecular function (GO): protein binding; 3',5'-cyclic-nucleotide phosphodiesterase activity
Source: RefSeq, a predicted model, not a curated record
AUACGGGACGCGUCCACGGAGGAGAAUGCACGUCCGUUCAAAGGGACGCUGUUAGACCCAUCCAAACAGCAAGAACGCAGCUUGCGUCUCAGCUUUCACCGUUUCUUUUCAAGUGAUGCUUUGGUAACAAAACAAAAAAAGGAAUUACACAAAGAGGACACAAGUAAAAGUACCAAAACAAAAUGGCAGAUAAGGACAGCGUGGAGAAAUACUUGGAGAACAACCCGCAGUUCGCCAAAGAGUACUUCGAUAAGAAGUUGCGUGCCGAGGCCCUGAGCGCCGCUUUCUCCCAGCCUGUCGACAUCAAGGACACAGCCUCGUUUAAGGAUGUUAACUCGGUGCAGGAGGCCGCCAUCAUCUUCGAGCUGCUCCAGGAGCUCCAGAAGCAGACGUCCUUCGAGAAGAACCUCCACAAGGUGCUGCAGAGAACCGCUCUCAUCUUGCAGGCCGACAGGGUCAGCUAUUACAUCUGCCGCUCCAGAAACGGAAUCCCUGAGCUCGCAACCUCCCUCUUCGACGUGACCCCGACGUCCAAAUACGAGGCCAACCUGGUGAACCCGCAGAGUGAGAUCGUGAUCCCCACUGACAUGGGAAUAGUGGGCCACACAGCCACUUCCAAGAAGCCCCAAAACGUUCCGGACAUUAGCAAGAAUCCAAAGUUCUGCGACUUUGUGGAUAAACAAACUGGAUACAAGACGAAAUGCAUAAUGUCCUACCCCAUGGUCGCUGACAAAGACUGCCUUGGAGUCAUCAUGGUGCUUAACAAAAUAGGAGCUGAUGCGUUCACGCCAGAGGAUGAGAAGCUUUUCCAUAAGUACAUGACUUUUGCUCAAGUCAUUGCUCUGCAGUAUCACACAACCUACAUGUUCAAUGUAGAGUCCAGGAGGAGUCAGGUGCUGCUCUGGUCUGCCAGCAAAGUUUUUGAAGAGUUGACAGACAUUGAGAGGCAGUUCCACAAAGCUCUCUACACCGUGAGGACCUAUCUGCAAUCUGAGCGUUACUCAGUGGGCCUGUUGGACAUGACUAAAGAAAAGGAAUUUUAUGACGAAUGGCCUGUGAAACUAGGAGAUGUGGAACCCUAUAAAGGACCAAAAACACCAGAUGGCAGGGAAAUCAACUUUUAUAAGAUCAUUGACUACCUCCUUGAAGCCAAAGAAGAAAUUAAAGUCAUACCAGGUCCACCUGCAGAUCACUGGGCUCUGGUCAGCGGACUGCCAACUUACGUGGCAGAAAACGGCUUUAUUUGCAACAUGAUGAAUGUUGCUGCAGAUGACUACUUCACUUUCCAGAAAGAGGCAGUGGAUGAGUCGGGUUUCGUCAUCAAGAACGUCCUGUCGCUGCCCAUCGUCAACAAGAAGGAAGAAAUUGUGGGCGUCGCCACCUUCUUCAACAGAAAGGAUGGCAGACCGUUUGACGAGUAUGACGAGCAGAUCACCGAGGCCCUGACACAGUUCCUGGGGUGGUCGGUGUUGAACUGUGACACCUACGACAAGCUGAACCGUAUGGAAUGGAGGAAAGAAAUUGCCCAGGAGAUGCUCAUGUACCAAUCCAAAUGCACCUCGGACGAGAUGCAGUCCAUUCUGAACACCAAGGAGAAGUUUGACGCUGAACCUGAAGACUGUGACCAGAAGGAGAUGUACAAAUUACUGAGGGCAAACUGCCCACCUGCCGACAACGUGGACGGAGAAAGUCUGUACAACUUCGGCUUCAGCGACUUCCCCGUCACAGAGCACGGCCUCAUUAAAGCUGGCAUCCGCAUAUUCUUUGAGCUUGGGGUUGUCGAAAAGUUUAAAGUUCCCGCAGAAACUCUGACUAGGUGGAUGUAUACUGUGAGAAAGGGUUACCGUGCCAUUACAUACCAUAACUGGAGGCAUGGCUUCAAUGUAGGCCACACCAUGUUCUGCCUACUGCAGACAGGGAAACUGAGGAAGUACUACUCGGAUCUAGAUGCCUUCGCCAUGGUGGCUGCGGCUUUCUGCCACGAUAUCGACCACAGAGGAACAAAUAACCUCUACCAGACAAAGCAAGUUAAAAAAACCUUUUGUUAUUAUGGGGUUUUUUUUCUAAUCCAUAGGAGUGCAUCUCCUCUGGCCAAACUUCACGGCUCCUCCAUUAUGGAGAGACACCAUUUGGAAUACAGUAAGACGCUCAUGGGAGAGGAGAGUUUGAACAUCUUCUGCAAUCUGCAGAAGCGUCAGUUUGAGACUGUGCAGCACUUGUUCGAUGUUUGCAUUAUCGCCACUGAUCUGGCCCUUUACUUCAAGAAGAGAACCAUGUUCCAAAACAUUGUGAAUGCCACAGAACCAAUGGCAGAUGAAAAAGAGGUCAUCGCCCACAUUUCUAACAACCCCAUCAGGAAGGAAAUUAUCAUGGCCAUGAUGAUGACAGGCUGUGACUUGUCAGCCAUCACCAAACCCUGGGAGGUGCAGAGCAAGGUGGCUCUGAUGGUUGCAGCUGAAUUCUGGGAACAGGGCGAUUUGGAAAGAAGCGUUUUGGACCAGCAGCCAAUUCCCAUGAUGGACAGAAACUGUGCAGAACAGCUACCCAAGAUGCAAUGUGGCUUCAUCGACUUUGUGUGCUCAUUUGUGUACAAGGAGUUCUCCAGGUUCCACAAAGAGAUCACACCCAUGUUCGACGGUCUGAACAACAACAGGGCACACUGGAACGAGCUGGCUGAGGUGUACAAUGCAAAGAUGAAGGCCAUUGAAGAUGAAAAGAAGAAGCUGGAAGAGGAGGAAGCCAAGAAAGCUGGUGGUGGUGAGGUAGGGAAGUCGAAGACCUGCACCAUCUGCUAGGCUUCUCUGUUUCAUGGAUCUGGACUCAAAUGGACUGAUUAGGACUGAUAUACACAUCACUAGUCUUAAAGUCAUCCUCAAAGCCAUCAGUUUUUGGAGUUCGUCCUUCGAACUAAGCUAGUUCUCUCUGGUCCCUCUGCGUAUGCGGCACCCCGGUUUGGUCCACUUGUUUCCAGUUUGUCCAGAGUAGUUAGCGCCGACCUGGACUGCAUGAACUGGUCUCCAAGGAGGGAGGAAGAAUUGGAGCCGGAAGUAACAGUGGGACUCUGCACAGAGAAGAUUUUAUCGAGAAGGAAUGUGGGAAACUUCUUCCUCCCUUUGUUUUGAACAGUGACCAAAAACAUGCAAACUUGCUAUAUAAUUUUAUGUAAGAUUUUGUUUUGGCAUGCUUGAAAUCAUGUUGCGAUAAAUUUAGCUGCUCCCCGCGCUGAGAUUCAAAUCUUUUAAUGUAGGCAGUUAAAUAGGUCAUUGUUGAGCUAUGCCAAAGCAAUAGCAUUCAGUGUCCCUUUGGCAAUCAUAAGCACGAUGUAUAAUCAUACUUUAAGCUGCACAAUGCACAUGGCUGCUGCUGUGUUAGCAGCCAAACCACAGAGAGAGUGAGGGCCAACUGGGAGGAUAAAGACUUUUCAAAUGUAGUGAUGGGGACCUGUUAAAGGCGCUUAUAAAGAAAUAUGAAUUUAUUCCCUUCAGCACAUAAAGAGCAUCUGAUGGCUCUGUUCAUGCUGUAAAGGCGAAAGGCACAGGGAGCAAUGGCGCCAAAACAAUUGGGAAAGACAAUGUCUUUCCUGUAAAGGGACUAAUGAGUCGUCUGACCAUAUACUCAUUUUAAUAUGCUAUUCAUCUAUACGUUGUUUUUUUUUCUAGAUUAUGGGUAUUUUGUACAUCAACUGUCUUCAUCUUGAGAUGAGCUUUGAUAGAGGCUGUACUGAAAUUAUGAAGAGCUGUGUUAUAAUGCAAAGUGUACAGUUUGUCUUGCAAAAAAUAUUCACACCUCUGGUUCAUUUUUAGCUUUUUGUCACUUUAUAGCCAAAAACAGAAAAUGUGUUUAAUGAGGAUUUUAAGACAGAAACCAACACAAAACGGUGCUUGAUUGUAAAAAAGGAAGAACUACAAUAUGAGUAAAAUUCAGAGUGUGCAGAAUGCAGGUAUUUUGGGGUUUGUCUCUACUACCUUUAGGCUUCUAGAAACUUUGUCCAGUCUUAUUUGCAAAACAGUUCAACGUCAGUACGACUGGACGGAGAAAAUAAUCUAUCUACUGGGAGGUGAAACCUUUCAAAAGUCUCAUAUUUUGCAGCCGUUAGCCAGUUUUCUUUCCGGAUUGCCGUGUAUUUAGCUUCAGCCAUCUUCCAAUCAACUCCAACCAGCUUUCCUGUCCCUACUAAAGAAAACCCCACAGCAUGCUGCUCCCACCACCGUGUAUCACAGUGGGGAUGUGGUGUUCAGAAUGUUGUGGUGUUGGCCUUUCAACGAAAUCUCUCACAUGAACUUCAGCUUAUAACUCCUCCAGAGUUACAGAAGGCCUAUAAAUAACUUGUAUAUGAAUCAUUUUUACAACUUAAGUGACGUCUGAAUGCAGUUGAUCAAACUGGAUUUUAUUUAGGGGUAUGAAAGUAAGUUUUUGGCUGUAAUGUGACAAAAUGUGAUGAAACUCAAUGGGUGUGAAUUCUUCUCCAAGUUACUGUAUGUCUUUGAGAACUUUAAGAUCACUUAUAAACUAAUUGUUUUAUUUCAAACUUAUUCCAUGCUGAAUCUCAUCUAUUCUCAUGCUAUCAUCUACUUUGCUACAUAGAAAUAACUUUUGAAUUGUUCGAACCUGAUUAUGAGAGAAGCAUAAAAAGCUGCAAAAGCAACCCCUGCUCCUUCACGAGCAGUUCUGCUUCUCCUUUAAGAGGCUUUAACAGGAUUUGAUUGCCAGCCAGUGUUUGAGAUCCACACGGCUUUGGACUUUAAAUGCCCGUCUUAUACAGGAGCUUUAUUGCAUCCAUGUGAAAACGGCCUACGCUUGUAAAGAACCAAACUAUUGGUUCAUUGAUUGUGUGACUGUUGGGGGCAAAGUUUUCCACUUCCCUCCCUGACCAACUUUAUGUAAAUCAAUUUGUUUCUUUGUAAACUAGCCGACCUGGUCAGGCGCCUGAGGUCACAGUGCAACAUCAGCGCACCUCCUAGUCCACAAGGUAAAAAGCGCGCAGUGGCUCUUAGCGUCCUAUUACGCAACGUCAUCUCCUCUAAUCAAAGAGGCAUCAAUCAGGGGCAUUUAAUCCCAUCAGCACAGCUUUGUGUCUACUUGGAAACUCCUUGUUUGCUGCCUGAGGUGAUGUGAAGAGCUGUUACAAUUACUCGAGCCCAAGAGCUUUGAUGAUUCCACUAUGAAUUUACAGCGCUGACUUUGGUGCAAACCUUUUAUAAGAAUGCUCCAGUUCCGUCUAAAAGGGAUAAAAGUCUUCCCUGCUUCUUCUUUGAAUGUUUUGAGAGCUGUGAAAAAAAAUGCACUGAAUGCUACUUUGUACUUAUCCUAAGUUUGUCAUUACGACGCUAGAGUUCUGUCUUUGAAUGUAUAAAAUGACAUCAAAUGUAUGUACAAGUCAUGAAAUGUAAUAUCUGUAAGCAAAUGUAGG